This is a messenger RNA of Oncorhynchus gorbuscha (pink salmon), 1098 nucleotides long. RefSeq names its product vesicular glutamate transporter 1-like. The record is from RefSeq and is a predicted model, not a curated record. Gene Ontology annotation, molecular function: L-glutamate transmembrane transporter activity; neurotransmitter transmembrane transporter activity. Gene Ontology annotation, biological process: regulation of synapse structure or activity; transmembrane transport; monoatomic anion transport. Gene Ontology annotation, cellular component: excitatory synapse; synaptic vesicle membrane. The transcript has 8 exons. The annotation marks the transcript as partial. Lineage: Eukaryota; Metazoa; Chordata; Actinopteri; Salmoniformes; Salmonidae.
AGAGAGGGACUGCGCUUAGAGCUGGAGUGCGCGCGGGAUAGCACACCGGCUGGAUCGGGGAGUCGCGAGGAUGGAGAUCCGACCAGACAGGUUUAAGGCGGUUGCAGCCAAGAAUCUGGGAAAGAUACACAGAAUCCUAGAAAAGCGUCAGCCCAAUGGGGAGACCAUCGAGCUUUCGGCCGAGGGCCGCCCAGAGCUUGUGGAGGAGAAGGAGAUGCCCGUGGUGGACUGCACCUGCUUCGGCCUUCCCCGUCGCUACAUCAUCGCCAUCCUCUCAGGCCUGGGCUUCUGCAUCUCCUUCGGCAUCCGCUGCAACCUGGGCGUGGCCAUCGUCAGCAUGGUCAACGACCACACCGUCUGGAAGGGUAACAAGGAGGUCCUGGUGGCAGCACAGUUCAGCUGGGAUCCAGAGACCGUGGGGAUGAUCCACGGGUCCUUCUUCUGGGGAUACAUCGUCACACAGAUUCCCGGAGGUUUUAUAUGUCAGAAAUAUAAAGCUAACAACGUGUUUGGCUUCGCCAUAGUGGCCACAUCCACUCUCAACAUGCUGAUUCCAUCUGCUGCUCGUACACACUACAGCUGUGUCAUACUAGUCAGGAUAUGCCAAGGCCUCGUCGAAGGCGUAUCUUACCCAGCAUGCCAUGGGAUCUGGGCCAAAUGGGCCCCGCCUCUAGAGAGAAGUCGACUGGCCACAACAGCAUUCUGUGGUUCCUAUGCGGGAGCUGUGGUGGCCAUGCCUCUUGCUGGGGUGUUGGUUCAGUAUGUAGGGUGGCCUUCAGUCUUCUACGUCUAUGGCAGUUUUGGGAUAGCAUGGUAUCUCUUCUGGAUCCUGGUGUCGUAUGAAAGCCCGGCAGCCCACCCCACUAUCACCCCUGAGGAGAGGAAGUACAUUGAGGAAGCCAUCGGAGAGUCAGCAGGUUUUGCCAAUCCUCUACAGGUAAUCACAAAGACAAAUUCAAACCCCGUGGAGAGCAUUCUUCACGUCCAUGCCGGUGUACGCCAUUAUCGUAGCCAACUUCUGCAGGAGCUGGACUUUCUACCUGCUUCAUCAGCCAGCCGGCCUACUUUGAGGAAGUGUUUGGCUUUGAGAUCAGCAAG